Messenger RNA from Colletotrichum godetiae, 1692 nucleotides. RefSeq lists its product as uncharacterized. The annotation marks the transcript as partial. Lineage: Eukaryota; Fungi; Ascomycota; Sordariomycetes; Glomerellales; Glomerellaceae. The record is from RefSeq and is a predicted model, not a curated record. The transcript is spliced from 2 exons. Gene Ontology annotation, biological process: regulation of transcription by RNA polymerase II. Gene Ontology annotation, molecular function: zinc ion binding; DNA-binding transcription factor activity, RNA polymerase II-specific.
CAAUCUCCACAACUACAACUUCCCAGUCUACCCCGAAACUUCGACACCAUCAUUCACUUCAUUUCUUUUCCUCCUUCCUUCCCAUCUGCCUCAUUCGACUGCCCUUGGCGCCUUUCAACGCCUUAAAGACAACAGACCCCAACUUUCAACAUCCGUAUCACGUCAACAAGAUUACCUUUCUGUCAUGCUCCUUAGCCUGUCACAUUUGAGCCCCAACGAGAAACAAACGUCGACGUCAACAUCGACCCCCCGUUGACGACACGUGAAGACCAACCCACACUCACCUUAUAGAGUGGGACCCCGCCGACCUGAUCACUCCUUUGGCAUCUGAUCAUCAACAGCCUCAACUAUCGCCAACAUGCCUCCCCGAAGAUCACACAAAAAGUCGAGAGCCGGCUGCAAGCGUUGCAAGUCGCGCAAGAUCAAGUGCGAUGAAGUCCACCCAAGGUGCGGCAACUGCCUCAAGCACGGCGUACCGUGCGACUUCGAGAACCCCGAUAUGUUCGACGACCUCCUCACCGCCCUCACACCCUCGAAUACCCAAUCGUCACAGUCCCCCAUUGACAGAGCCUCGUCUACAGCACCAUCCCCAUCCGCACAUCGGGCAAAGACGCCUUCUUUUUCUGGCUCACCACCUGCCAUGAACUGCUCACCGCUCUACACAACGCCGUCUACUGCUGCCGUAUCUUCUACAACAACACCCAACAACCGACUUCUGGAGUUACGAUUGAUGCAUCAAUUCACGUCCAUGACCUCCCGCACACUUGUGGUGAACACACCCGCCACGCAGGAUAUUUGGACAAACACUGUUCCGAGGCUGGCCUUCGGCGGUGCCACCUACCUGGCAGAUGCUAUGCUCGCUGUGGCUGCAUUACACCUGCGCUCUUUCAAUCCUGACGACAGGGCGCUCAUCAGGGCAUCUCAUUCGUACAUGGCAUCUUCGCUAGCGGCAUAUUGCUCAACUUUACAAAACGGCAUCACCGAGGCUAACGCCGAGUCACUUUUCCUCACAGCAGCUCUGAUUGCUUUCCAGUCAACGGCUACACGAAUCUUCAUCCGCGACGAAGCCGACCCGAGCGACCCCUCUAGCGUUUACUCUCUGCCCCUUUCUUGGUUCCACGCUUUCCAGGGCGUCAAAACGGUUGUAGCAACAUCUUGGCCUUGGAUUCGUAACAGCGGGGUUGUUAUUCCCAUCAUCGAUUCUCAGCCCGUUCUCCAGCUGGAUCUCGAUGCGACCUCGCCCACCUCCUUCUUUGGAAAGUUGCUUGACAACUUGGACGAGGAACUUCAAACCGAAGACACUCUUAUGGCUAUGUCAACCAGGCAAUCAUACCAGCAUGCUAUCGCCGUUCUCAACUGGGCGCACAAACUGCCUCAUCGUGGCGCCGCACUCGCUUUCCCAGCCACCGUGUCAAAGCGAUUCAUCGAGUUGUUAGAAGAGCGUCGACCUCGCGCCCUGACAAUUCUUGCUUGCUUCUUCGCGCUGCUGAAAGGAUUUGAGUCAGCAGUGUGGUGGCUUGACGGUGUCGCUCGGAGAGAAGUCAUGGGCAUCGUCUCGCAGUUUGAAGCCACAAGCCCCUGGUGGGAGCACCUUGAAUGGCCCGUGCGGAUCGCACUCUAUAAGAACUCCAUCAUUCCACCAGAAGUCUGGGGAUCAGACUGGGUUACAGAGGAAAGCAAGGCGGACAAGGG